AUACAAAUUUUUGACUGCCUUAGCAACACCAUUUCGCUUCAAAUCUACCACACCCCGAACUGAUACUGCUUGAAACGGAAUACAAAUACCAGCCAGCCAACAUGGAAAGCUAUGGCAACAUGACGCCGUCAGAUCAAUACCUCAGUGGUCUAAAACUCUUCACCCUUCUCGGCAGCUUGACGCUUGUCACUUUUCUAGUCUGCCUCGACACCUCCAUCAUGGGUACUGCUAUACCACGCAUUACAUCCGAAUUCCACUCGCUUCCAGAUGUAGGCUGGUACAUUGGUGCUUUUACACUUGCUUCAGCGACAUUGCAACCGCUUUCUGGCAAGCUCUACACACAUUUCAAUACUAAGAUUGUGUUCCUCACGUUCGUGUCUUUGUUCGAACUCGGUUCCCUACUUUGCGGUGUCGCCAGCUCUUCGGCCGUCCUUAUCGCAGGACGAGUGGUUGCCGGCUUAGGAGCGUCUGGCAUCGUGAACGGCGCCAUGACGAUUUUAGCAGGGGCUGUGCCUGUGGAGAAGAGUCCAGUGUACACCGGUAUAGUACUUGGAACUGCGCAAAUGGGCAUCGUCGCAGGACCGCUCAUCGGAGGUGCUCUUACUGAGCAUGCAAUCUGGCGCUGGUGCUUUUACAUGAACCUACCCAUCGGCGGAGUGGCAGCCGCCCUCAUCGCUUUCGUACCCAUACCCGAACGCACGAAGAAGCCACGCAUCACCCUGUCCCUCGUUCGCAAGAUCAUCCCCGAUCUCGAUCUGCUUGGAUUUGCGCUCUUCGUCCCCCCCUCUGUCAUGCUGCUCCUCGCUCUCCAGCUAGGCAGUGGUGGCAAGUACGCCUGGAACUCCUCUAUCAUUAUUGGACUAUUCUGUGGUGCAGGGGUGUGCGCCAUUCUCUUUAUACUUUGGGAGAGGAGAAUGGGCGAUCAGGCUAUGCUUCCAGGUAAGCUGCUUGCACAGCGAGUAGUCUGGACGAGUUGCGUAUACGCCAGCUGCAUUAUCACUUGUAUGAUGACAGCGAGUGUGUGGAUGCCGACGUACUUUCAGGCCGUGAAGGGCAAUGGACCGACUGACAGUGGUGUACACAUCUUGCCAAGCAUCUUGAGCCAGCUUCUCGUCGUUAUUGCUUCAGGUGCUGCAGUAACGCGCACGGGCUACUAUCUCCCCUGGGCGCUCGUCGGCGGUAUCAUCACCGCCAUCGGCAACGGUCUCGUGUCAACGUUCACGGCAUCUACGAGUACCUCGAUUUGGAUCGGCUAUCAGAUUCUGUUGGGCGCUGGACGAGGAUGCGGCAUGCAGAUGGCCAUCAUCGCAGUGCAAAACGCCGUACUACCCGUCCAAUACCCGGUCGCCUUGGCCAGUGUUGUCUUUUUCCAGAACCUCAGUACAUCUAUCGCUGUCGUCAUCGCGAACACGAUCUUCGCGCAGACACUCCGCUCCGCUGUCACACGCUACGCGCCUACAAUAUCGCCCCAGGCGGCGCUUGAUGCUGGAUCUAGUGCCGGUGCUGUGCGAGCCCUCGUUCCGCCUGAACAACUAGAUGGCGUGCUGAGAGCGUACUCGGAGAGUCUGCGCGAUGUCUUUUACUUCUUAGUGGGCAUAGCAUGCCUUGCUUCCCUUGCCAGCUUGGGUAUGGGUUGGAAGGAUAUCCGGAACAAGCGCAGCAAAGCGGACACAGAUGUGGAGAUGGAUGAGAAACGUGAGGCCGCGAACAAGUAGGAGGGUCAUGGAUUUAGCUAUCUGAAAGAUUGGCUUGGUGACUGUGAUUUUCAACUCAAGACGUUGGCAACAAGGGUUUUGUAUAUUCAUGGGGUUUUACUUAGCAGCCCCCAUCCAACCAUGUAUACGUUCCCAUAUCUCAUCACUGUUCUUCUCCAUAAACAUCAUAUGCCCAUUACCAUGAAUACCGACUUUGCCAAGCUCAAGAUGUUCAGCCUUGGAACAGCCAGCUUGCUUAAGAAAGUUGACCGUACAGUAGUCGUACGGCGCGUGGUAGCUA
Molecule: messenger RNA, 1995 nt
Organism: Alternaria rosae
Lineage: Eukaryota; Fungi; Ascomycota; Dothideomycetes; Pleosporales; Pleosporaceae
Product: efflux pump protein
Exons: 9
Coding region: 102-1715 (537 amino acids)
Biological process (GO): transmembrane transport
Molecular function (GO): transmembrane transporter activity
Source: RefSeq, a predicted model, not a curated record